Diprion similis is the source of this 2202-nucleotide messenger RNA. RefSeq names its product vanin-like protein 1. Gene Ontology annotation, molecular function: hydrolase activity, acting on carbon-nitrogen (but not peptide) bonds, in linear amides. Lineage: Eukaryota; Metazoa; Arthropoda; Insecta; Hymenoptera; Diprionidae. The transcript has 5 exons. The coding region runs from base 197 to 1894 and encodes 565 amino acids. The record is from RefSeq and is a predicted model, not a curated record.
GAGUAUUUACUUUAGAAUUUUAUUUAAAUAUCGUUCAACGAUAGGAUUGAAUAGCAUAUAAGAUGUGCUAUGAACUGCAAUUCAAAGAGAUCUGCCGGACAGUUUUCAAAAUGUGGGAAUUACAAAUUUCUAAAGGAUAAAAUCUUUUACAUAAAUUCCACGACUCAGCGAAUAACCUAUCUUCAUAUUGACAACCAUGAGUGGCUCGAAACUAUUAAUCGCUGCUGUCGCGUUGACGAUUUCGACUCAACUCAUCUCCGAGGUUUUUGCCGCGGAUACAACUUCUUACAUAGGUGCGGUUGUCGAAUACUACCCGGUUACAAAUGGAACAAACGGAACGACAAUCGCAAACGCUAAUGCUGAAAAUUAUGUCACAAUUAUGGAGAAAGCUGCGACAUACAGCACGGACAUCAUCGUAUUUCCAGAAAGCUCUUUGACAAUGGGACUCGAUUCCUCCGACACGGAGAGAACUUUGUUUCCUUUAUACAGCUCUUUUAUACCAGACCCAGGAACAGAUGUACCCUGUGAUAAUUCGUCGACUGUCGUAAUGGAGGCUCUACGUUUGAUCUCAUGCGGAGCCAAGAAUAACUCCAUGUACGUCGUGGUGAACUUGCACGAGAAAGAGAACUGCACCACGACAGGAACGUCGUCUCGUCCCUGUCCCAGCGACGGUUAUUUCUACUACAACACAAACGUGGCGUUCGAUCGAAAAGGAGCAAUUGUAUCAAGAUACAGAAAGUUCAACCUCUUCGGCGAGUGGGGAUUCAACAUAACUUCGACCCCAGACAUCGCGACAUUUACCACGGAUUUCAACGUCACCUUUGGACAAAUAAUCUGCUUCGACAUCCUCUUCAAAACCCCAACUCUGACUCUGAUCAACGACUACAAUGUUACCGACAUCAUUUUCUCGGUACACUGGUUCUCCGAGAUGCCGUAUCUGACCUCCGUUCAGACCCAAACGGCCUGGUCCUACACGAACGACGUCAACCUUUUGGCAUCAGGGUUCAACAUGCCAGCCACUGGCAGUGGAGGUAGUGGAAUAUACGCUGGGACUAAUGGAAGAUUGGUCAGCCUUUUCUCGGAGAGUGCGAAGAACGCUCUUUUGGUGGCGAGAGUACCAAAGGUGAUCGACGGGGUCCGAAGCAACGUCACUUCCACGACCAAUCCGCUGUCCUACGAGUUCAGUAACACAGAAAUCACGACUCUAGUUGGUAUAACGACGGUCGCUCAGCAAGCAUUGAUGCAGGAUAUUCUUACGCCCUACACGACGAGUGUUUUAUCGUUGACCAACGGCACAACCGUCAGUUGGAUCGAACUAUGCGAUCGGCAGCUUUGCUGUUCGUUUUACGUCAACAUGACGUUCGAUGCAGGGAGUGUCGAUUCGAGUGCGAAUUAUUACAGAUAUCGCAUCGCAGUAUUCAACGGUGUGAGAACACAUAGCGGCGUAGCUACCACCGGUGUCCAAAUCUGCAGUAUUAUUGCAUGUACAGAUGAUACGGUCGGCAGCUGCGGGCUGAGGUUCGCCGCUACGGAUACCGUUUUGCAACCGACUGUCUUCAACGACAUCGUUGUAUCCGGUAAUUUUUCUACCACCUCUGACACGAUGCAGAUGCCAGAUUCGUUGAGCAUAGACAUUCUUCCAUUAAGCAUCAGCGAUUUCACCUACAAGAAAACUGCCAUAUCUGGUUCAUCUUUAGCAAAUAUCACCCACGCUUUGACCACUAAAACAAGCAAUCUGUUAACUUUCGCUAUUUAUGGUAGAAAUUUCUCGGCCGAUGGCUUGGCAGUCACCGAAAGCGUUGUAUCAUCCGCGAUUUCAUUCUCACGAUUAUCACUGGUCUUGACUACGGUUUUUGCCGUUUUAAUUAGCUUACAUAUUUGGACUAAGUAUUGAGAAAAUAUACUCUUUUUAUGCAAAAAUUCACUGCCGGAUAUUAUGUACGUAAAUAAUUACUUCUAUAUACUUCUAUGCAAUACAAAAUUCGCCGCUUACGAGGUGAAGAGAAAUUACUGUUGAAACCGUAGAUUUCAUAUUUUAUUUUAAGAUAUUACAUGAGCUUACUAUGUAAAUAGUAAUUACGAACUGUAUUAAACAUGCAAUGAAUUUAGUGAUUUAAAUGUCUAUUUAGAUAAAAAUCUAUGGUGAGCUCAAUAGCUAACUUGUUUGCUUUCGAACACUUCACCUCGCCUCGCAUUCUGUUU